AUGGCAGUGGUACACGUCCUAGACGACUACUACCUCGGCAUCACGGCCCUCGUCACCGUCGGCUACCAGCUGUUCUUCUUCGCCAUCGCCUAUGCCUGCAAGUUCGACAAGCUGACCGACCUCGCGGGCGGCAGCAACUUUGCCGUGCUCGCCGUGCUCACGCUCUCGCUGUCGGGCCACCACCACGCCCGCCAGCUGGUCGCCUCGCUGCUCCUCAUCGUCUGGGCCGUCCGCCUCUCGGGCUUCCUCUUCUUCCGCAUCCUGCGCACCGGCUCCGACGACCGCUUCGACGGCAAGCGCGACAGGUUCCUGCCCUUCCUGGGCUUCUGGGUCUUCCAGAUGGUCUGGGUGUGGGCCGUGUCGCUGCCCGUCACCGUGCUCAACUCGCCGGCCGUGACGCGGUACGCGCAGCACGCCUUUGGCACCGGCAGGGACGUCGCGGGCGUCGUCCUCUUCGCGCUGGGCUUCGUCAUGGAGAGCGUCAGCGACGUGCAAAAGUACCGCUUCCGCAGGGACCGCGACGCCUCGGCCGUCUGCGACGCGGGCUUGUUCGCCGUCUCGCGGCAUCCAAACUACUUUGGAGAGAUACUCGUCCAGUUUGCCAUCUACAUGAUUGCCGUGUCGCCCGCAGCGGACGGCUACGUCGCCGGCCAGGCCUACAAGGCUCUGUACGCCACCAUCCUCGGCCCCGUCUUCCUCACCGCUCUCCUCCUCUUCGUCUCGGGCCUCCCGCUGUCCGAGCGGCCCAAGGCCAAGGCCCGCUACGACAAGAACAACAACUGGGACGAGUACAAGCGGUGGCUGGACCGCACCAGCAUCCUGAUUCCGUUCCCGCCGCGCCUGUACGAGAAGACGCCGACGGUGCUGAAGCGCACCGUCUUCCUCGAAUUCCCCAUGUACGUGUUUGACCCUGCGACGCAAGGUGGCCGCGAGGAGGAAGAGCAGACGUUGAGCGGCGCGUAG
This is a messenger RNA of Ustilaginoidea virens, 963 nucleotides long. RefSeq lists its product as uncharacterized. Gene Ontology annotation, cellular component: membrane. Bases 1 to 963 code for a protein of 320 amino acids. The record is from RefSeq and is a predicted model, not a curated record. Lineage: Eukaryota; Fungi; Ascomycota; Sordariomycetes; Hypocreales; Clavicipitaceae. The transcript is spliced from 3 exons.